Gossypium raimondii (Peruvian cotton) is the source of this 4344-nucleotide messenger RNA. RefSeq names its product nuclear pore complex protein NUP1. Gene Ontology annotation, cellular component: nuclear envelope. The record is from RefSeq and is a predicted model, not a curated record. Bases 101 to 3964 code for a protein of 1287 amino acids. The transcript has 9 exons. NCBI's taxonomy places the organism in Eukaryota, Viridiplantae, Streptophyta, Magnoliopsida, Malvales, Malvaceae. Gene Ontology annotation, biological process: poly(A)+ mRNA export from nucleus; nuclear membrane organization.
AUAUAUAAAAACCCUAAUUAACCAAACUUGAGCUCUUUUUUUAAGAAAUUUCCCCCAAAUCCUAAACCCUUACAUUCAUAUCCCCUUUUCUAUUUAUCUGAUGGCGACGGCGCGUGAGGAGGGGAACCCCUACGACGGCGCACAAGGAGCAGGAGGAAAAUUCAAAAAACGGCCGUUUCGGAGAACAACCAAAACUACGCCAUACGAUCGACCACCGGCCUCAAUAAGAAACCCCAGCGGUUCCAGCAAUGAAAAUGGUUGGUUAUCGAAAUUGGUGGAUCCAGCGCGGAGGCUUAUUACUUCCAGUGCUCACAGGCUCUUCGCCUCCGUCUUUACGAAGCGCCUCCCUCCUCCGCCACCUCCUACACCGCAACUGCUGGACUCUGAGACUAAUCGGGAACCAACGGAGAAUCAACUGGACACAACUUCAACAGUUCCUCCUGUUGUGCAAGGAGACAUCAUAGAAUGCGAGAAUCCCACUAAUCAUUCCGGUAAAGGUGGAGUUGCUGAACUCGAGGAAAUUUUAAAGCAGAAGACUUUUACCAGAUCCGAAAUUGAUCUUUUGACAAGUUUACUACGUUCAAGAACAGUUGAUAUUACUGGUGGUAAUGAAGAAAAGAGGUCUGAAAUUAUCUCAGUGGUAUCACAUGACAAGAAAGAAGAUUUUCUAGAGAGCCCAGUUAGAGAAAAUGGCACUGAGAACCAUCUUAUUUUAACACCUGUUGCCAGAUCAACUGUUCCUGAUGAGGAUGUUGCUUCACCUGCUGAGCUUACAAAAGCUUACAUGGGCAGUAGGCCUUCAAAGGUAUCCACAUCAAUGCAUGGAUUACAAAAUCAAGUGCCUAGGAGAGAUUUAUCUUCACCGAGCAAUAGAAUCUUUCCUUCUAAGUCUUCCAUGACGUCACUUGUGCGAAGAUCUUCUGGCCAUGUUGGGAGUCUUGGAAACGGUUUCAUGACCCCAAGAUCACGGGGCAGGUCUGCGAUAUAUAGUAUGGCACGAACACCUUAUUCCAGGGUUAACUCAUCAACUCUCAUCAAGAGUGUUGGCACUGAUAGUGAUGCUUUUGGUGGACCUUUAUCGUCAUCUCAGGGUACAUUGGAGCACAAUAGAAUUUCUGGCUCCGGGCAGGGGGUUUUAAGCAGGAGUUCAGUAUUAGACAAUGAUAUAGGAUCAGUUGGCCCAAUUCGGCGGAUUCGUCAAAAAUCAAGUCUCCUUUCUUCAAGAAACUUGACUUUACCUGCUUCUGCUGCCCCUCUAUCUGCGCAUGUGGUUGGCACUAGUUCAGCUGGUUUAGAUACUUUAGCUGAGACUGGGGGUAACAGCAGUCCUGGCACAAGUUUUGCCACUGUUCCGUCCAAGUCCAGUCAGAUGGCUUCAAAAAUAUUCCAGCAACUGGAAAUGUUGGUCUCCCCAGGGGAAAAAUCACCCUCUAUGCUGUCACCAUCUAUGCUACGUGGGCAGGCUCGUAAAAGCCUUGCGAAUGUAGAUUCUUCAAAAUUUCUGGAGAACGUGCAUGAUUCAAGUAAGGUGAGUGGUUCUCGCAUUGUAUUGACUGAUUUUCAAGACUCUGUGUCUAACAAGCAUGAUAAGGUUAAAAAAAAUGUCUCAACGUUGGUUUCUCUCUCUGACAAGCAAGUUCCUGCGGUAAAUGGUGUAGAUAGUAAUAGUUUAAUGAAGGAUAAUAGGCCUAGUGAUAGAGCUGCUGAUUCCAGUGGUAUCAAGUCUGUCGUACAGUUAUCUCAGGAAAAGAGUCAGGCUUUUCAGAUAAGUGCACAUGAGGAUUAUCUGGAUCUGGAUGAUGGUGACUAUUCUAUUGGAGCCACACCUGCGAGAUUUGGUGAAUGGAGGGAGAAGUCAGAUAAUUCCGUUAACGGAAGUAAGCGUGCUGCUCCUGAAGCUGUUGUAGAGAAGCCUUCUAUAUUUUCUGAAGUUAUGCCUAUAUCAAGUGCUGCAGUCAAUCGAAAUCCUGGAAUGAGAACAUCUAAUGGAUCUCCAGUUGUUGAAAAGAAUUCCAGUAUUACUUUUCCAGUAGUACAGGUGGCCAACUCAUCUAUGCAGUCAGCGUUUUUGGGAUCUCAGUCAACUCAAGCAGCCAAAAGAGAUGCUUUCUCUACAGAAUCAAAUGCUCCUCCUAUGGUUAGCAUUGGGGAGAAAGUUGCACCAGUGCAGUUAGAUGCUGCUGUUACCACAUUUGGCUUUGCCUCUAGAAAUGUUGGUGAGGUUUUAUCUAUUACUGGAUCUUCAGGUGUUAAGCUUGCCAAAAGUUCAGACCAAGAACUAGAUUACUCAAGCAGCUUCGCGACUACUGCUCCUGGUGUAACCAAUCACUUGUCAGAAAAAACUGAUGGAGGAAGCACUAUGAAUGGGAUCUUUAGGACACCUGAAACUGCACUCACCUCUGCUGUUUCAACAUCUAACUUCAAGUUUGGUGCCUCAGCAGAUUGUUCUGCUGUAAAUAAUGGGUCUUUUUCUUCUAGUUCGUUUUCAUUCUCUUCACCAGUGCCUUCUCUAGUCCCAAGUAAUGGUCGAAGUUCAUCCAGUGCAACUGCCAACAAUAAUGACUCUCCUGCUACUGCCACCACUUCUGCAAGUGCAACUGUGAAUCCCACUAUAUGCCAUACCAGCAUCCCCUCUGUGGAGACUUCAAUCCCUUCCUUUAUAGCUUCACCUGUUUUCAAGUUUUCAUCCUCUGGGGACCCAUCAACUUCACGGGAAGCAACCAAAUCUAAGACCCAGGAUACAAGUCUUGGCAAUGUAGGGAUUUUCCCUUGCAGUAGUACGUUUGCUUUUACUUGCUCUGGAAGUAGUGCUGUGAGCAGCACUACUGGUACAACAGCUGUAUUCACAAGCUCUGGAAAUAGCAGUUUCAGUGGUACAUCUUCCACCAUUACAAACUCUGGAAGUGGCUUUUUCAGCAGCACAUUUACCACAGUGAUGGGCACAGGCAGUAGUAUAUUUGGCAGUUCAUCUUCAACUACAAGCACAGGCAGUAGCAUUUUUGGUGGUACAUCUUUGCCAGUAGCUGGUACUGGAAAUAGUACUUUUUCCACUAAAUCUGCAAUCACGGGCUCUGGAAGCAACAUCUUUGGAUUUGGUGCUCCAGCUGCACCCACAUCUACUGCACUGACUCAGGGUUUAAAUCCUUUUAAUGCUGUUGAUACCCAAGCAUCUGCAGCAGGAACUGGCAUUGGUUCCUCAACCCAUAGCACACCUAUUCAGUUCUCUUCAUCUGCAUCAUCUCCAUCCUUUGGAUUGGGUGGGAAUGCUACCUUCUCCUCUGGCAGUUCAAUUUUUGGGUCAUCAGCAUCAGUGGCUAAACCUUUUAGUUCAGGUGCAAGUUUUGGAACAAGUUCUUCCUCUUCAGAAAUCAACUCUCUGAGCUCUAGCAGUGGCAUUGCUGCUGGUGCAUUUGGUUCCAAUUGGCAAGCUCCCAAGACACUCACAUUUGGGUCAUCAUCGGGAUUUUCCUUUGGAUCAUCAACUUCUGUUAGUGCUCCUAGCAGCGCACCUACUAUCUUUGGGUCAUCCACCGGUGCCUCCUCAAGUUCCAUAUUUUCAUUCACUUCGGCUGCAGCUGCUACUCCAUCACAGCCUGUGUUUGGUAACACUAGUCCUGGCUUGGUGUUUGGGUCAACACCCUCUAGUAAUAAUGAUCAAAUGGAAGAUAGUAUGGCAGAGGACACAGUUCAGGCUUCACCGACUGUUGUGACAUUUAGUCAACAGCCAAUCUCAUCACCUGCUUCUGGGUUUGUUUUUGGUGCAUCAAACCCAUCAGGAGUAGGUUCUGUCCAGUUUGGAGGCCAAACAAGCAUUGGCGCACCACAGAAUCCAUCUCCAUUUCUGGCUUCUGGUAGUGUUGAAUUUGGUGCUGGAGGGAGCUUCUCAUUGGGCACCGGUGGCAGUGACAAGUCUGCCAGAAAAUUUGUGAAGGUCCGCAAGCAGCGAAGAGAUAAGAGCUCCUGAUAGUUGCUCAUGGUUGAUUGAAUAACUUAAUGUGACUGAGAUAAGAGCUGCUGAUAGUUGCUGCAUGUGGCAGCCAUCUGAGAUAGUUUGGUGCUGGUAGCGGCUUUGACUGGUAAUUUCAAACUUUUAAAAAUGGUGCUGUUUAUGCUUGUUCCAGUUACAGUUUUCAUCAUUUCUUUGUGUUGCUGCCAGAAGGUCGUCACAAUUUUGUAUGUUCUUCCUAGUGAAAUUUGAGACAUUUGGAACUGUGUACUGCUUUUAGUGUUAAUUAGCUGAUAGUUUUUCAGGUUUUAGCAAUUGUGCUUUCUACCUUGUUUUUGUACCCUAAUCAUAUGUAACAUAAAAAAACUGUGGAAAUGAUUAUGAAUUUUUUAUUUUUA